Hippocampus comes (tiger tail seahorse) is the source of this 760-nucleotide messenger RNA. RefSeq names its product activating transcription factor 3 (gene atf3). Gene Ontology annotation, molecular function: RNA polymerase II cis-regulatory region sequence-specific DNA binding; DNA-binding transcription factor activity, RNA polymerase II-specific. The transcript is spliced from 4 exons. Gene Ontology annotation, biological process: regulation of transcription by RNA polymerase II. NCBI's taxonomy places the organism in Eukaryota, Metazoa, Chordata, Actinopteri, Syngnathiformes, Syngnathidae. Gene Ontology annotation, cellular component: nucleus. The coding region runs from base 82 to 735 and encodes 217 amino acids. The record is from RefSeq and is a predicted model, not a curated record.
UCAACUCACGAGCGGCAGCCAGCGCUUCUUGUGGCGCUCAACUAGUCAAACCCGUCUCGUCUCGUCUCGUCACACACGCUCAUGCUGCAGAACUCUCGUCCGACGCUGGCCGACGUCAGCUGCUCGGCGUCAGUCCCGCGCCCUUUGCCGGUGCCACGCCUGACACCGCUGGGCUCGCUGUCCUUGGAUGAUUUGAGCCACUUGACGGCCGCUGGCGAGUGCCAGCCCGGCCCAACCGGACGUGGCGAUGUCAGCUCGGACGGCGCAAGCUCCUGCUCAGACUUCGGCACCGUAGGGAAGACGCAGCUGUCGCUGGCUGAGGCAGACAGGAGGAAGCGAAGGCGAGAGAACAACAAGGCCGCCGCCGCUAAAUGCCGCAGAAAGAAAAAGGACAGGACUGAGUAUUUGCUGCUGGAGUCCGAGAAGCUGGAGAACGUCAACGUCAACCUGAAGGCUCAGAUUAAAGCUCUGAAUCAGCAGAAGCAGCACCUGUCUUAUAUGCUCAACCAGCACCGGCCAACCUGCAUCGUCCGUGCCAACAACGGGCACACCCCCGACCACGAAAACGUCGACCUCUUUGUGCGCCACCUCCAGGAGAGCCCGAGCGCCGUGUGCGGCCAAACCUCCCUCUUCGCCAUCCAGGACACUGCCGGCUCCAUUUUUUCCAUCCCCUCGGAACUGGAUGCUGGCGGCCUCCUCAGUCUCGACCACGUCCAGUGUUCGGUCUCCAUGUGACUGUACGAAUGGCCUUGCAAAGUUG